Molecule: messenger RNA, 5622 nt
Organism: Oncorhynchus masou masou (cherry salmon)
Lineage: Eukaryota; Metazoa; Chordata; Actinopteri; Salmoniformes; Salmonidae
Gene: rabl6b
Product: RAB, member RAS oncogene family-like 6b
Exons: 17
Coding region: 452-2830 (792 amino acids)
Cellular component (GO): nucleus; cytosol
Molecular function (GO): GTP binding
Source: RefSeq, a predicted model, not a curated record
UUAACGUUAGCGUCUUUCACGUGCAUCAGGAGGAGUUGGAUUUGGAAAUAACCAUGUCACCUUUGCUACAUUGAAGAAUCGUUUGAUUACCGAUGAUCGCAACCCAAAACCACAUGAGAGAAGAAACGGACAACUGAUAAAGCUAUUGUCUGCCCUUGAGGAAUCCUCUUAGUAGGAAAAAUCUAGUCAUAUACUGAAGUAUGCAAGCUUACCUACCUACCCAUGCAUCUUCCUGAUGGGGGGUAAUGCUACUUCUGUGUACGAAAAUACAGUACCACUUUCAAAUUUUGGAUUCAUAGCUUAGACCUACCUGUGUUGAUCAGAUCAUCGCUCAAUAUAACAUUUAAAUCUACAUCAGUAGUCUAGAAACUCUUCCACCAUUUUGGUUCAGUCAAAUAUACUAUAUUUCACACAUCUCUGACGGGGUUAGUUAGAUCAGCUUCCUGUCAAGAUGUUUUCAGCUUUGAAGAAGUUAGUUGGUUCUGAACCAGGCCAGCCGAGGGACAAGAGCAUCCCUGCUGGCAUGCAGUCCAUGAACCAGAGUUUACAGAGACGCUUUGCCAAAGGAGUACAGUACAACAUGAAAAUAGUUAUCCGCGGAGACCGAAAUACUGGCAAGAGCACUCUAUGGCAUCGACUGCAAGGAAAGAAAUUCACAGAUGACUACAUACCCACUCAAGAGAUCCAGGCAACCAGCAUCCAUUGGAACUACAAAACCACUGAUGACGUGGUCAAGGUGGAAGUGUGGGACGUGGUGGAUAAAGGCCAAAAAUACCCUCUCCCUGAGGGUGUAGGCAGAGGUAAAAAGCGAGGGGACACUUUGAAAGUAGAGAAUGAACCCCAAGAGUCUGACGAAGUGGCAUUGGAUGCAGAGUUCCUCGAUGUUUACAAGAACUGCAAUGGUGUGAUCAUGAUGUUUGACAUUACCAAGCAAUGGACAUUCAACUACAUCCUGAGAGAGCUGCCCAAAGUACCCACUCAUGUUCCAGUGUGUGUCCUAGGCAACCACAGGGACAUGGGUGACCACCGUGUCAUUCUGCCUGAUGACAUUCGCCAGGUUAUCGCUAAUCUGAAUAGACCCAUGGGUUCCUCCUAUAUUCACUACGCUGAAGCCUCUAUGAAGAAUGGAUUUGGUUUGAAAUAUUUACACAGAUUUUUCAACAUUCCUUUCCUGCAACUUCAGAGGGAGACUCUGUUACGGCAGCUCGAGACCAACCAGUUAGACAUGGACGCCACUCUGGAGGAGCUCACCGUGCAGCAGGAGACUGAGGAUCAAAACUAUGAAAUUUUCUUGGAGAACAUAGAGACCCGCAGUAAAGGCUAUGGUUCUCCUGGUCCAGCCAACGGCCGGAGCCCCUCCUCGGGCUCCCAGUCCCCUACCGUUCCUCCAAGCGGGGCCUCCACUGGCAGCUCUAGCCCUGGCACCCCUCAUCAGCCAACCAUCCCUGCCCAGGUCCCCGGCCUCCAGGCCCCCUCGCCCUCUCCUCCGCAUCCUGUCCUGGCAGCUGGGAUGGUUUCCCACACAGCUGAGCUUCAAUCCCCCACUCUGACGCAGGCUCAGAGUCCUGAGCAUCCUGGACCGUCACCGCUUCCCCCAGCAUCAGGCCCUGCCCAGGCCCCGCCUCCUCAGAAACGUGGCCUGAUCUCACGCCUCUUUGGCUCCGCCCCGGCCCCAGAGGUGACUGCCACCAUGCCAGAGCCGGAGCCUGCCCCCGUGUGUCCUGCUAAUGUGGAUGACUUUGUGCCAGACGAGGGUCUGGAUAAAAGCUUCCUGGAGGACAGCCUGCCCUCUAAAGUGAAGGUUCCCCAACCUGCACUGGACAGUGACAGUGAUGGAGAGGACAGAGGGAACCCCAUGGUGGCAGGUUAUAUGGAUGAGCUGGACCCAGAUGACAAGGAGCCCCCACUGCCCCUGCCCAACACCCCGGGCCUUCUCACCAGUAAAGACUUCACUAUGUCUAGUGAUGAGGAGGAGGUGGAAGCACAGCCCCCACCAAUAUCACCACCAUUACCUGCUGUCACUCAGGAUGAACACCUCGACCUUGACAGUGAUUCAGAGCUGAAAAAACCGUGCACUGAGUCCAUAAUGUCCCGUGCCAUGGAGCCCCAAGCUCCGGAGCCUUUGGCACCUGCUGGCCAACUCUUGGAGAACACUGUCCCCCAGGUGGCUGAGCCCAUCACCCUCACCCUAACCUCUGCACCUGCAGUAGCCCUGGAGCAGCCAGGCCUACCCAGAGGGAAAAAGGGAGAAACCCCUGGAGUGGACUCGGACUCUGACCCAGGGGCCCCUGUUGCUGAGCAGAUGCUCUCCUUCGUGAUGGAUGAUCUUGACUUUGAGUCUGAGGAGGAGGCAGUCAUCCAGAAGAUAACUAAGGAGGUUUUCCCAGUCAGGGAUGAAGUACUGUCUGAUCUGGAGCUGUCAGAUGAUGACAUCCCUCCAGCCACGCUGAUCCCAGAGCCUCUGAAGCCCACACCGGUCCUGAAGCCCUCCUUUCAGAGCAAUAAUGAGACAGACCUGUUUGGCUUGGGCAUUACGGAGGAAGCCACCAAAGCCAAGGACAGCAGUGAGGACCUAGAAGAGAAGGAAAGCAAACACUCCGCAAAAGAAAAGAAGAAAAAGAAGAAGAAAAGCAAAGAGGAGGAUGAGAAGAGCAGCAAGAAGAAGCAUAAAAAGGACAAGAAAAAGGAGAAGGAUGAGACCGGAACAGAAGAUGACAAAGAGAGGAAAAAGAAGAAAUCUCGGACCAAGAAAAUGGAUGACUUGGAGGAUUUCUUGGCUGGAGGGGAGGGGUCAGCAAAUAGAGAGGGCGGAGACUAUGAAGAACUCUAGAUCCCAAGUCAUCCUUAUUUUUGGACCUUGACUCUAUAGAGAUGCGGAAGCCAAGUUGUCAUUUCAAACUUGUUUGGUUCCUAGAACCAGAUUAAUUUGUGCACAAGCAGCAUCCAUAAGCCAUACCCAAGGUUCAUGGUCACCCAUUCCCAGGCAAAAAUCUAGACUCCGCUGUGGCUGUAUGAUGCGUUAAUAUUAUUUCCCAUGAGCACUAUCACACAUUAUCUUUGAAUGAGAUGAGAAACUAGGUAGAAGAUACAAUCUUGUUACCAUCAACCUUUGAGGAGAAACAGGAAGGAGAUGACUGACACUCACUGUGGUGUGAUACAAACUAUAUGAUCACUACUGGGCAUGAUAAUUAGUAGAGCCACUAAGGAAAGAUUUGACUUUUUAUAUUUUCAGACGUUUAACUUCAAAUGUGUGUUUGCUUACUAUUUUAUUUUAACUUUUUAAAUGAUGCUCUCCUGAAGUGAACCACUCCAAAUGGGCUUGGCAGGGCUAACGUUUUUGUUUGAAUGUCCUGUAUUUGGUGUAAGAAUUGCUUGAGGGCAUAUUCCUGUAAAGUGAUGGUUGCUUGACGGUGUUGAUAUUUCACAUAUUGAAGAUUGUCCUCUUACUUUGAUCCACUGGUUUUGUUUCUCCGACUCAGUGAUGUAAUGGUUGUUGAAAGUUUUGCUGCUUUAAUUUACUUUUUCUAUUGUUUUCUAUUUCUAUUUUCUAUGUACUAUCUCACUCCAUUUGAUAAUUUACUCCCCUCCACUCCCACAAUGGAACAGGUCCCCCAAUGCACCAUUUUACAGUGACUGUAGUUUUCAGUUUGUCUGCAUUCCAAAUUGGCACCUUAUUCCCUAUGCACAAUAUAUAUAUAUGGAAUAGGGUGCAAUUUGGGAUGUGGCCUUUGUCACCUUUUCUACCGCCUCAGUACACAUUUCAGUGUGUUUUAAUUCGAUGCCUUAAAUGGAAGUGUAAAUGGAAAUGUAAAUGUAAUGGAAGUGACAAACAACACACGUACAUGUCCGCAAUCCUUAUCAACUAUGUGUCAAGUGUUCUUAUGGGAAGUCAAGACUGUAAUGCAUCAGAACUGACAGGUUGUAGCUUCAGACAGAUGUGAUAUGUCUGGUGCCUUCUAUUGGUGAACUGUAAUGUAUCAUAUACUGUCUUUUUUUGUUUGUUGCUGAAGCCAGUACCAAAAUCUUGGCAGCACACUAUACAAUAUAUGUAAACAUUUGCUUUUAGAUAAUAAUCUUGAUUUAUGUUGUUAAGGGACUCAUACCAGUUUAGAAAUGAAUGAUUUGCUAAAGUCAUAAACUGCUUACACAAUAAGGUAACUUAAAUAAUGAACUGCUAGUAUAUAUAUAUAUUCUUUCUCAAUAUUUUGCUGCAUUCCAAGGCUCCUACUGUUCUUGUGUUAACUUUACAUAACCGUUAUCAUGUCUGUCUCAUGAGAUUCCAUGAACUUUACCUGCGCUUCAGAUGUCCAUUUGAAAUACAAUUUCUUGCAAUAGCUGUAGUUCUUGGAGAUAUUUCAAUGGCAGCCUACUAACAUAGAAUGCAGCUAUUUUUGGACUGAAACAUGUCGACAACUAUAGUGCUUCAUUAAUGCUACUCUCGUCUAUGGUAUUUAUCAUGGUCAUAUUUUCCUGACGAGGAAAUACAAAUAGGAUUGAUUAAUGCGUACGAUGUGGUGGAUUGUCAUCUGGUUUGACUUAAACAUAAGGUUUAUAUUGCCUGCUCCCAAUGUGUACGUAUGUCCCAUGUGUUAGUGUGCUAAAGCAGGUUGACUAGUUGCAUCACCAAAAUGAGUAUGUAAUUGCAUCACUGCAGAUGAAAGCAGUCAUUGAAAUCUGUUUACAUUGCAACGAUACCAUGCUAUUCUGUAAUGAUGACAGACACCCAUCAAUUUAAUUAAAAGCAGCAUGAAUUCAUAUCAGACAAGAAAAUAAAUGCAGGUGGUAUUCAGGAAUGAUAUACAGUACAUGAAGCUUUUAUUCCGACAAUGUUACAAGGUAUGUUUAUUAACUGACGAGACAGACUUUUAGAUGUAUUAUAUACUUGUCACGUUAGAUUACAUUCCAUGGUUUAAAAUGUAAAAAUGUAUCUUUCAAAAUAUGAAACUAUGCAUUAAUCCAAAGUACUGCUGCAUUGUCUGUCUAUUGUUGUCAUUCAAUGAGUGGUUCAUGAGGCAAAAAUAAUGCUAAGAGCAAAUUUCCAAUUGGCGCAUGAGGCUUAUGUUGUACAAUAAGAAAAUAAUGUAUAGAAAGGUCCAUUGAUAUUUAUUUUCAUCCCAUGAAAUGUUUCCAUAUUUUCACUGGAUGUGAACCUGUAUUUGGCUCGUCCUAAUAAAUACAAACGUAUUUCUUCAUAGAUGGCAUUUACCUUUUUUUCCCAUUAUGAAAAUCAUGAAAGCUACGACAAACUAUUGGUUUAUAUUCUUUUCACUUAGCUCUUGUAACCACCAGGAAGGAGGACUAAUACAUUUUCUUGAGGUACAGUACUUCAGUUUGUGUAACUGUAAAAAGCUGUAAUGCUGUCUCGUUUUGUAGCAUAGAAUUGAAAGCCCCUUUAGCAUUUGGUGUGUCCUUUGGCAAUGCCCAUCAUUCCAGCUCAGUUAUCUCUUCUUCAGUAUGUGGAUUAUUUUGUGCCAGAUCUGAGAUCAUAGUGAUGUUCAUGUAUACUCCCAUCUCCUUCUGAAUUAAGAAAUACCAGGUGUAUGUUAUAGCUGUUGAAUAACAGUAGCUACAUGGCAAUUGCCAUUCUCUUUCAGGAAUUAAAUGUUUUAAUGUCAUACUUUA